This is a messenger RNA of Necator americanus (New World hookworm), 228 nucleotides long. RefSeq lists its product as uncharacterized. Lineage: Eukaryota; Metazoa; Nematoda; Chromadorea; Rhabditida; Ancylostomatidae. Bases 1 to 228 code for a protein of 75 amino acids. The transcript is spliced from 3 exons. The record is from RefSeq and is a predicted model, not a curated record.
AUGUACGUCUUAGCAUCUAUACUGUUUGCUGUCAUCAUAUGCGAAUCGUCGUCAACACCAUUGUUUAAGCGAAAUUUGGAACUCUUAGAUAUGAUGAAGACGCCACUUUUGAUGACAUAUCGAACAGAAGUCCCGGAAAAUCAACUCUACUACCUCACUCAACUUCACGACGUCCCAACGCACAACUACUUCCGGAGAGCCUCAUCCUUUCAACAUUUAAAUGAGUGA